AUGGACAGCACUUUCGGUCCUUUGCGUCGCCGCAGAAUCGUUUAUAGCGUCUUAACCGUCUUUAUUCUGCUAAACUUUUUCUAUCUUCUUCGCCUUAUGAUUAAUGGACCGACAAUUGAAGGAGAUAUACUUCUGGAUCCAAAACUCAAUCCCAACAUACUAGUGGAUGAUUCGUCUCGGAGCCUCGGUCAACAGUUGGCAGCACCAGAUCAACGGCCAUUGCUACCAGGUCCUAACGUAGAACGUUGA
Molecule: messenger RNA, 249 nt
Organism: Protopolystoma xenopodis
Lineage: Eukaryota; Metazoa; Platyhelminthes; Monogenea; Polystomatidea; Polystomatidae
Source: the annotation of a GenBank genome assembly